Molecule: messenger RNA, 2440 nt
Organism: Zea mays
Lineage: Eukaryota; Viridiplantae; Streptophyta; Magnoliopsida; Poales; Poaceae
Exons: 4
Coding region: 636-1991 (451 amino acids)
Biological process (GO): plant-type secondary cell wall biogenesis; glucuronoxylan biosynthetic process
Cellular component (GO): Golgi membrane
Molecular function (GO): galactosylgalactosylxylosylprotein 3-beta-glucuronosyltransferase activity; xylosyltransferase activity
Source: RefSeq, a predicted model, not a curated record
CUGUAAAACCGCAAGAAUCCAGGGGCUGGAUUGCAACCGGCGACGCAACUGACCUCCCUCCAGAGUCCAGACCGACCGACGCCGACCGGCGACGGCGACCGCCCGCGAUUUGUUUACUCGUCUCGCUCACCUCCGCCUCCGCGAGGAGCUCCUUUUUCUCUAUCCAACCAUACCCUCACCAACUCCCCCUGUCUCGGUUUGCGUGGAGAGAGAAAGGGAGGGAGCGAGAAGUCAAGCCGGAGCCGGGAACAGCUCAACACCACGGGCCGCGGUUUCUGAAAAGGAGAGGCGUGGUGGGAAGGGGAGGGGGAGCGGGAGGGGGGCGAGCCAGCCAGAGAGCCGUACGCGAAGCAAGCAGCCCCCUGCAUCUAGAUCAGGCGUUCUGCUCGCACCGCCGCCGCCGCCGCCGCCGCCGCCGCUUCCUUCUCUCACCGACGCUAAUUGGAGAUCACGUCUGGGCCUGGCUGCUCGUCUUCCGUCCUGGGUACAAUUCGAUUGAUGACCUCAUCAGGGAAGAAUGUUUUGCAGUCUUACAUGAGUUAAAGGGAUAGAAAGUGCAACAACCGUGGAAUAAAGGACUCGUGCUUUUGAGUAAUUCAGGAGGAGUACAUGCAUCACGAAGCCUUGAUUCUGGAAUGGUGUCCAGUCGAAGGAACAGUGGGAUUAUCCUACGGGAAGGGUCGGUUAGGGACUGGUCCGAGUUCAACAAUCCCUCGCCGUCCCCAAAACUGCUGUACUCACAGUCCUAUGUCGCAAUGAGGGGGUUGCUGGCCUCAGUGAUCUCCUUGGACUUUUUCCUGCUGUCGAGCAAGCUAAAAUCUGUGUGCGCGGCUAUGACUUCCCAGAGGCAUGGCCGAUCACAGGAGAGGUCAAAAUCAAAGGGGUUGACCUGCAGGAGAGUUGCAGUCCAUCUGCUGUUCUUUUUCAUGGUUGGCAUUUUCAUUGGGUUCAUGCCUUUGUUCUCUGUCGAUGUUUACAAGAAAAUAGUAUCCGAAAACGAGAGGCUUCCGUUCCAUGAUGGUGUGAUUGAGGCGGAAAUGAUGGGCACCAAAGUUAAGGAGUUGGAGACAGUUGUAGUAGAGAAAGAGGUCGAACUGAUUGACGAGCCUCAGGUUCAAGAGAGCCCUCCAGUUCCUGCAAUGUUGGAUGAUGAGGCAGAUUUUGCUGAAUCUUCACCUGCAUUACCUGCUAUUGAAGAAUCUGACAUUCCUGUGAAGAAGCUGCUGAUAAUCGUGACGAUCACUUCUGUUCGGCCACAACAGGCAUAUUACUUGAAUCGGCUAGCCCAUGUUUUGAAAGCUGUACAGGCACCUCUUUUAUGGUUGGUGGUGGAAUGGCCUGAACAGUCCUAUGAAACAGCAGAAAUUCUGAGGUCUUCUGGGGUUAUGUACAGGCAUCUUAUAUGUAGAAAGAAUACCACGAGUGUACGAAAGAUUGCUGUAUGUCAAAGGAAUAAUGCAAUCUAUCAUGUCAAAAGGCAUCACCUUGAUGGUAUAAUGCAUUUUGCUGAUGAAGAGCGGUCAUACUCAGCUGAUGUAUUUGAAGAAAUGCAGAAGAUCAGGCGCUUUGGCUCAUGGCCUGUAGCAAUCCAUGUUGGAACGAAGUAUAGGGCAGUUUUGGAAGGCCCUAUUUGCAAAGGAAACCGAGUCAUGGGAUGGCACACAGUCCAGACGGUUCAGAAGAAGAGUUCGACUCGUCGAUUCCCAAUUGGCUUCUCUGCAUUUGCUUUCAACAGCACAAUGUUGUGGGACCCUCAAAGAUGGAACCGCCCACCUAUGGAUUCUGUUAUGGUCCACUCAGGUGGAAGAGGUGGUUUGCAGGAAUCACGAUUUAUAGAAAAGCUCGUUAAGAACGAGCGCCAGGUAGAGGGUCUUCCGGACAAUUGCAGUCGGGUUAUGGUCUGGAAUUUCAACCUGGAACCUCCUCGAGUCAACUACCCCACAGGCUGGGCACUAUAUAAGAACCUAGAACCGGACAUGCCUGUGACAUAGUUUCCUGCCGCUGCCACUGUGCCUGCUUCUAGAGGUGAUUUCUCCCAGCAAGGCAGAGAAGUUUGGAGCACACGUCUCCAGCGUAUUGGUAGUUCUAAAUUUCAACUCCCUGCUGUUACCAGGUGGUCCAGAACUCCACAUAGGCUGCUCGUCCAUGCCAUCCUGAGCGAGUUGCGCCAAAGAUUACAUGGAUACUGCACGCUGAGAUCUUACUCCCUUCCCCCGCGCGCCUUUUAGUUUUGUGUAUUCCUGUUAUGCCCUUUAUUUUGUGUUUCUCCUUAUAUUCACCAGCAGCUAGAUACGCCGUGUAGACUUUCUUUUCAUGUAGGCUCUUCUGUUCUUUUCAUACUGUGUGUGUUACCUUACUACAGAUGUAUAAAGGCUCUCAUACAUUGCAGCUGUUUUUAAGAGGAAAGGCAAAAAUACCUUCUUGAUAGUUGAUACGUGAA